AUGGCUCAAACUUGUCGCUUCGAAGAACAUCCUUCAUCUAAUACCGCUGCUGCUCACGAUCAUGGUGAUGGACAUGUCCAUAGUCAUGCUGGUCAUGAUGCUCACGACCAUGGACACACUCACGAGCAAAUGGAUUCCCCUGGUUUGUAUCAAGAACGUCCCAAGGCCAUCUACAAGAACCGUGAUUGGAACGAAAGAGCUUUCACUGUUGGCAUUGGAGGUCCUGUUGGUUCUGGAAAGACUGCAUUGAUGCUGGCUUUGUGUCAACGCCUUCGUGACAAAUACUCGCUCGCUGCCGUCACCAACGAUAUCUUUACCAAGGAAGAUACUGAAUUCUUGAUUCGCAAUGCUGCUUUGCCUGAUGAUCGUAUCGCUGCUAUUGAAACUGGUGGUUGUCCUCAUGCUGCUAUUCGUGAAGAUGUCUCAGCCAACUUGAACGCCUUGGAAACCCUUCAUAGCAAAUUCAAUACACAAUUGUUGUUGAUUGAAUCUGGUGGCGAUAAUUUGGCUGCCAAUUAUAGCCGAGAAUUAGCGGACUAUAUCAUUUACGUGAUUGAUGUUGCUGGUGGCGAUAAGGUCCCUAGAAAGGGAGGCCCUGGUAUCACUCAGAGUGAUUUGCUGAUUAUCAACAAGACAGAUUUGGCUCCCAUCAUUGGUGCUGAUCUUGAUGUUAUGGCCCGUGAUGCAAAGAAAAUGAGAGGCGAUGGACCUACAGUUUUCGCUCAAGUCAAGAAUGGCGUUGCUAUGGAUGAGAUCAUUUCUCUUAUUUUGGGUGAAUGGCGCGCUAGUGGUGCCGCUAAGGAAUCUUCUUAA
Mucor velutinosus is the source of this 813-nucleotide messenger RNA. RefSeq lists its product as uncharacterized. Gene Ontology annotation, molecular function: GTPase activity; nickel cation binding. The record is from RefSeq and is a predicted model, not a curated record. The coding region runs from base 1 to 813 and encodes 270 amino acids. The transcript has 8 exons. Lineage: Eukaryota; Fungi; Mucoromycota; Mucoromycetes; Mucorales; Mucoraceae.